Messenger RNA from Aspergillus steynii IBT 23096, 2199 nucleotides. RefSeq names its product putative sister chromatid separation protein (Src1). The transcript has 2 exons. Gene Ontology annotation, cellular component: nuclear inner membrane. Gene Ontology annotation, molecular function: chromatin binding. Bases 1 to 2199 code for a protein of 732 amino acids. NCBI's taxonomy places the organism in Eukaryota, Fungi, Ascomycota, Eurotiomycetes, Eurotiales, Aspergillaceae. The record is from RefSeq and is a predicted model, not a curated record.
AUGGCGGACGAAAUGGAUUAUUUGUCUCCUGGUUUCGACCUCAACUCUCUCACAGUCCCUCGUCUUCGAUCUAUCCUCGUCAACCAUGACGUCUCAUAUCCGGCAUCCGCUAAAAAAGCACAGCUCAUCCAAAUUCUAGAGAGCGAUGUUCUUCCUAAGGCGAAAAAGCUGUUGCGCGAACGCGAACGAGUGAGGAGGACAAGUGAAGGAAUCACAGAUAUGGGGAGUCGCGCUACAUCGGUCGCGAGCGAUUACGAUGACCGUCAUGAGAGCGCAUUUAGGGAUUCAAUGCCCCCUCCACCGACACCCUCGACAGUUUCGACGGCAACUGGGGCGCGCAGGGGCCGCUCUCGGAUGAGCACUAGGGCGUCGACUGCCGAUGCUGAAGAAACCAACGUUCCGGUGACACCUUCGACGGCUUCGCGAAGAACCACGGCGAGAUCGGAAGGAAAACGGAUUCGCCCCUCGGAACAAGUCGAGCAAAAUGAUGUGCCGACAACCCCUACAGCCGCUGAUGCCUUUACGCCCCGAAAGUCUACAGCCAGGAAAUUGCGCAGAAGUGAACUGACUCCCUCAACCGAACCCGAGCCGCUAGCCCACUCUGUCAAAGCGGAGCCUAAGGAGGAAAGCGUUUUCACACAUGACAAUCCUUUCCAGAGUGGAAGUUCUCCAGCUCCCUGGGACUCGAGAAGAGGUGCAAGCCGGGAUAGCAAACGGAAGAGCGGCGCACAUCUGGCGACCGAAAGCCCUGCGUUGAAUCAAGGCCUACGGGCUCGGAAGUCUGACGCGCGCACUUUUCGAGGCUACGAUGCAGAGCCGACGGUUUCGGCUCGGUCUUCGCCGGAGUUUCAAAUUUCCAAAAUGGCGACGCCUAAAGAAUAUUCCGAACCUGAGGUGGAUGAUGAUUACGACCUAAGUGACGACAGCGCUGGAGAAGAAUUCACGCCUGAAGAGCAGUUGGCGCUGGAGAGAGAACAUGCGGAUUUGAUGUACCCCCCAACUCCUCAACAUCGACGUCCUCAAACACACGGAACAGCAAGCACAGCCGCUCCCUGGUUGGUCAUCUUGGCCCUUCUUUGUGGUUUCGCGGGUUGGUGGCGACAGGAGAAAAUUGAAAUUGGAUUCUGUGGUAUUGGAAAGCCCACCUGGUCCUUGGCCAACACGAGAGUUCCCGAGUGGGCCAAUGUGCUUGAACCGCAAUGCGAGCCGUGUCCCUCCCAUGCGUUUUGCUAUACGAACUUUGAAGCCCGUUGUGAACAUGAUUUCAUCCUCCGAGCCCAUCCUUUGGCGCUGGGAGGAUUGAUUCCCCUGCCCCCGACUUGUGAACCUGACAGCGAGAAGGCGCGUCGUGUAAAAGCCGUCGCGGACAAGGCCAUUGAAGAGCUCCGUGAUCGAAGAGCGAAGUGGGAGUGCGGCGAGCUCACCGAGCACGGCAGAGAAGCGUCUGGGCCGGAGAUUAGCGAAUCGGAGCUGAAGCAGGAAGUCGGAAGAAAGCGACGGAAGGGAAUGAGCGAUGCCGAAUUCGACAGCCUCUGGAAAGGCGCGUUGGGUGAGGUUGUCGGAAAGGAGGAGAUCGUCAGCAAAACUAAACAUUCAAUCCUCACCCUCACAUCUACAUCCGUCACCCGACUCCCUCUCACAUGCGCCUUCCGCCGCUACGUCCGACUCUCUCUCCUCGCGUAUCGACUACCUCUUUCGAUUCUAGUGGUAUUCCUAGGCACCUUGGUAUAUGUGCGGUCUCGGGUUAUUGCCCGUCGUUCGGACAUGGCAAGGGUCCCGGAACUCGUCGCUACAACGCUAGACCGCCUCGCAACUCAGGCAGCUUUGCAUGCCCGCGGCGAGGCUCGCGAGCCUUAUAUUCCAAUUGGACAACUGCGUGACGACGUGCUACGCUCGGAAUUACGGGGCAGCCGGCGUGAAGAUCUCUGGCGGCGGGUCCGCGACGUUGUCGAAGGAAAUACCAACAUCAGAGCCGCGGUCCGUGAAGGCCGGGGUGGAGAUGUUGCACGAUCAUGGGAAUGGAUUGGAGGAAUUGGAAGUGUUCGUGCAGACGUCGAAGGGAGCGCCACUCGUCAGCGAGAGGGCAAUAAGGUGCACUUCACGGCAUUGUCUGAGAACUCCCAGCAUCCUGAUGAAAACGCCAUGGCAAGAAGUCCCGGGCAGUCGCGAAAGUGGGAUGAAGGACGGCCCAUAUACUGA